This is a messenger RNA of Guyanagaster necrorhizus, 558 nucleotides long. RefSeq lists its product as uncharacterized. NCBI's taxonomy places the organism in Eukaryota, Fungi, Basidiomycota, Agaricomycetes, Agaricales, Physalacriaceae. The transcript has 5 exons. The record is from RefSeq and is a predicted model, not a curated record. Gene Ontology annotation, cellular component: mitochondrial intermembrane space; mitochondrion. The coding region runs from base 1 to 558 and encodes 185 amino acids.
AUGUCCUCGAGCAAGUCACAGCUGGGAAGCCUCGGUAUACAAGCGCCUGUUUUGCAUCCACAAAUAGUUCAUGUUUCUGCGACCACAUGCAAUGAUAUGUCGUUGUUCAAAGACCUUUUGAGGGAAUAUCGGAGACUGGAUGACACGAUAACCAUGCGAUUGAACCGUGCGAAUGCCGUUAUGCGUGACAGAGCUAGAGAACAGUCUGCUCGACCGGGUCAAGGAACAGUCCAGGACCAAGCAUGCUCGUAUUUGUGGCAGGAACUAAUGGCGAAUUGGAAUCGUCGCACACAACUCGUCCAAUACUGCGUUGAUGUCGUAGACAAAUCGUUACAGGACAAAAAGAAUAUCGUUCAGGACGACGCGUCGAGCCCGGCAGAACAACGGAAAGCACAAGCUGAAAUGUACACUGACAAAGUCAAGCGGACGCAGAUACAUCAAGAAUUCACUAUCGAAGCCAUUGUACGGAAGCGCUCAGUCGACGCAUUUCGUUCCCGGUGUAAGUAUUUCGAACCACCAGCAACUGACGAGGAGGGUCGGAAAAUGUGGUUCGGUUGA